AUGGAUCUGAACGACAAGGGGGUUAUCAAGAGCACUUUUGACUCGGAGAAGAUCAUGGAUGUCACGCAUGUGUUCCACCUUGCAUUCUCGGGUGACACGACCAACACUUCAAGGACUGUCGCCUCAUGGCUGAACAACCUGGUUGAGGAGUUGGAGUCAGCAGGCAACCCCCUGGAGUAUGUCUUCUUUGCCAGCGGGAACAAGUACUAUGGUGUGCAUCUGGCAGAGCUGCCUGGUGAGCCCAAAACCCCCUUCCGCGAGACAGAUCCCCGCCACUUUCCGCCCAACUUCUACUAUGACAUGGAGGACUAUGCGAUCGAGCGCAAGAAGAAGGGCGCCAAGUGGAACUGGAACACUUACAGGCCAGGGCCCAUCAUCGGAUACAGCCUGGGUUACAUGAACUGGCUGAUGGAGUUUGCAGUCUAUGCCACCAUCUGCAAGGAGAAGAACCUGCCGAUGAGGUACCCUGGGACGCCGCAGGGCUACCGGGUGCUGUUUGACUGCGCGGAUGUCGACCUGCUGGCAGACGUCCAGAUCUGGCUGUCCAAGAACCCGCACGCCCAGAACACCGCCUACAACGUCAACAACGGCGACAUCUUCCGCUUCGAGCAGGCACGCCAGAACUUCUGA
Molecule: messenger RNA, 630 nt
Organism: Coccomyxa subellipsoidea C-169
Lineage: Eukaryota; Viridiplantae; Chlorophyta; Trebouxiophyceae; Coccomyxaceae
Exons: 9
Coding region: 1-630 (209 amino acids)
Source: RefSeq, a predicted model, not a curated record